CAAGGGUGGGGAUUGCGUUCGGACUCAAGUGGAGGCUGCGUGUGGGCUGGGUCACACUUUAAAAGACACUCGCUGAGCUGAGUGACCAGUCAAGAGGUGCUUGAGUCAAAGGUGUUUGUUUUUUUUCCAUUUACACUUGCUGCUGGAAGGCAGACAUGGACAAGUUUGUGUGUUCAGUUGUGUUGGUGCUGCAAGUGGUGCGGCAUGGUGUCGCUCUCCCAGACAGAUGGCUGCCAGGGGAAUAUUCCAACACGCUGGCCGAUGCAGUCAAGUUCCUCAAAAAUUACAACAGCACAGCGGAGGAGGUUUUCUUCCACAGCGUGUCGGCCAGCUGGAACUACAACACCAACUUGACAGCGUAUAACUCUCAACUCCAGGUAAAUGCGUCGUUGGAGGAGCAGGCCUUCACUGAGGCUUGGGGGAUGAAGGCCAAGCAGGUGUUCACCAGCGAGGUGCUCAACACGCUUGACCCCAAAGAUAAGAAACUGAUGGGCAAAGUCAUGGUUCUCGGAGCCGCUAACUUGUCUCCUGAAGAAAGAGGAAAGUACAACACAAUUCUCAGCACCAUGGACAGUAUUUAUUCCACGGCUAAAGUGCAUCCGCAGCCAAACGUCAGUUGGAGCCUGGAGCCCCAUCUCAGGGACAUCAUGGCCACGUCGCGGAGCUACAAGAAGCUUCUGUACGCUUGGGAGGGCUGGCAUAACGUGUCAGGUGUUCCCCUCAAGGAGCACUACCCCAAAUUCGUGCAGCUCAGCAACAAAGCCUCACAAGCUGAUGGAUUUAAAGACACGGGGGCCGACUGGCGCUCUUGGUACGAGACGGACAACUUCCAGGAAGUCAUCGAGGGCUUGUACAAAACAAUCGAACCUCUCUAUCAGCACCUGCACGCCUUUGUGCGCCGACAACUCUACAAGCAGUACGGUGCCAAGUACAUCAACCUGCGAGGCCCGAUUCCCGCUCAUCUGCUGGGAAACAUGUGGGCCCAGACCUGGAACAAUAUCUACGGCUUGAUGAUACCAUUUCCUAACAAACCCAACAUGGACGUGACUGGAGAAAUGGUCAAACAAGGCUACAACGCUACGAAAAUGUUUCGUGUGGCCGAGGAGUUCUUCACAUCGUUGGGUUUAGCCCCGAUGCCUCAAGAAUUCUGGGACGAGUCCAUGCUGGAGAAACCCGAUGACCGUGAGGUGGUGUGUCACGCGUCUGCUUGGGACUUUUACAACCGCAAGGACUUCAGGAUCAAACAGUGCACCACCGUGACCAUGGAGCAGCUCUUCACCGUCCACCAUGAGAUGGGCCACAUACAGUAUUACCUCCAGUACAAGGAUCAACCCGUGGGGUUCCGUCGCGGGGCCAAUCCCGGAUUUCACGAGGCCAUCGGCGACGUUCUCUCUCUGUCCGUCUCCACGCCCAAACACCUGAAGACCAUCGGACUGCUGGAGUCGGUGACGUCUGACGUUGAAUCGGACACCAACUACCUGUUGAAGAUGGCACUGGAGAAGAUAGCCUUCCUUCCUUUUGGCUACCUUAUCGACCAAUGGAGAUGGGGCGUGUUUGGGGGCAACACCCCUCCGGAGCGUUACAACUCGGAAUGGUGGUACCUCAGGACAAAAUAUCAAGGCAUCUGCCCACCCACCAAGCGCACCGAAGAGCAUUUCGAUGCCGGCGCAAAAUACCACAUACCUGGAAACACGCCGUACAUCAGGUAUUUUGUUAGCUUCAUCCUGCAGUUCCAAUUCCACGAAAAACUGUGCCAGGCGGCCAAACACACGGGAGACUUGCACACGUGCGACAUCUACCGCUCUGCAGAAGCGGGAGCCAUUUUAAAAAAAGUUCUUCAGGCCGGUUCCUCCAAGCCUUGGCCUGAAGUGCUCCAAGAGGCUUUGGGUACAAACAAACUGGACGCAGGUUCAUUGAUGAGAUACUUUGACCCCAUUAUCAAGUGGUUGGAAAAACAAAAUGUCGACGAGGUUCUGGGAUGGCCUGACUUCAAUUGGGUUCCACCCAUUCCUGAGGGCUACCCAGAAGAUAUUGAUAAAAAUACAGAUGAGCUUGAUGCCAAGAAUCUUCUGGAUGAGUAUAACAGUACAGCUGAAGUGGCAUGGAACGCUUAUACGGAAGCCUCCUGGGCGUAUAACACGGACAUCAAUGAAGCCAACAAGCAGAUCAUGCUUCAGAAGAAUCUGGAAAUGUCAACCCACACUUUAAAAUACGGCCAACUGGCACGGGGCUUCGACACGGAAGACUUCCAGAACGACGCCGUCAAACGCAUCGUUAAGAAACUCAGAGACAUCGAGAGGGCCGCAUUGCCGUCAGCGCAACUUGAAGAGUACAACAACCUCCUGUCAAACAUGGAGACCAAAUAUAGCGUGGCAGAGGUCUGCAGAGAGAACGGCCAAUGUCACCCGCUGGAUCCUGACCUUCAGAAGAUCAUGGCAGAGUCCAGAGAUUACGAUGAACUCUUAUUCGCCUGGAAAGGCUGGCGAGAUGCGGCCGGCAAAGUGCUUCGCUCGGAUUACCAGCAGCACGUCGAACUGGCCAACCAAGCCGCCAGACUUAACGGUCACAGCGACAAUGGCGCUUUCUGGCGCUCUCUGUAUGAAACGCCCACUUUUGAGCAGGACCUGGAGAACCUUUGGAAGGAACUCGAGCCGCUCUAUCUCAGCCUCCACGCCUAUGUUCGCAGGGGUCUGUACAAUAAGUACGGCCCGAAGCGCAUCAACCUGAAGGGACCCAUACCUGCGCACUUGCUAGGUAAUAUGUGGGCGCAGACGUGGUCUGGCAUCAUGGAUCUGGUCAUGCCUUACCCACACGCCACGCAAGUUGACGCCACGCCAGCCAUGGUGGCAAAGGGCUGGGAUGCCAAAAGAAUGUUCCAGGAAUCCGAUAACUUUUUCACCUCUCUGGGGCUGCUGCCAAUGCCAAAAGAGUUCUGGGACAAAUCCAUGCUGGAGAAGCCCACCGACGGACGCCAAGUGGUCUGCCAUGCUUCGGCAUGGGACUUCUACAACAGAAAAGACUUCAGAAUCAAACAGUGCACCGUCGUGACCAUGGACGACUUGAUCACCGUCCACCACGAGAUGGGCCACAUCCAGUACUUCCUGCAGUAUAAGGAUCAGCCCGUGGCGUUCCGUGAGGGCGCCAACCCUGGCUUCCACGAGGCCAUCGGCGAUGUUCUGGCCUUAUCCGUGUCCACACCCAAACACCUGAAGACCAUCGGCCUCCUGGACAAAGUGGAGAACAAUCACGAGAGUGACAUCAACUUCUUGAUGAACAUGGCGCUUGAUAAAAUCGCCUUCCUACCUUUUGGCUACUUGAUGGACCAGUGGAGAUGGAAGGUGUUUGAUGGUCGCAUCCCGCCAUCUGAGUAUAAUAAAGAGUGGUGGAACCUCAGGAUGAAGUACCAAGGCCUGUGUCCGCCCGUCCCCCGCACAGAGGAUGACUUUGACGCAGGUGCAAAGUUCCACAUCCCUGCUAACGUUCCAUACGUGAGGUACUUUGUAAGCUUCAUUAUCCAGUUUCAGUUCCACCAGGCCCUGUGCAACGCCGCCAAGCACGUGGGGCCCUUGCACACAUGUGACAUUUACAAAUCGAAGGAGGCUGGGAAGCUUUUAGGAGACGUGAUGAAGCUGGGUUUCAGCAAACCUUGGCCCGAGGCCAUGACCAUGAUCACGGGCCAGCCCAAGAUGAGCGCCAAGCCACUCAUGGAAUAUUUCGAACCUCUCAUUAAAUGGCUGGAGCAAGAGAAUAACAAGAAUAAGGACAUUCGAGGGUGGCCCGAUUACGACUGGAAGCCUUUGACACAUCCAGACGAUGAGCCCAAGGUGGACUUCCUAGGAAUGAAGGUAGACAGUGCAUCUGCCGUCGCGGCCCAGUGGGUCCUGUUGGUCCUGGGUCUGGUCCUGCUGGUUGCCACCAUCUUCCUAGCCUACAGAUACAGGAAGUCAAAGAGGUCCAGCAGGUCACUAUCAACAAUGGAGCUCAAGCAAAAAGACUAAAGAGCAACAGGGCAAAAUGUGAAUAUCGCUGUGUUGGUCUUCUGUACAGUGCAUCUGAUCACAUUUGAUUUGUUUUGUUCAGUCUUGUAUAUUUACUGUACACUCCAAUUAUAUUUUUUUUGCCUAUGCAAAAUAACAUUUUGUAAUUUAUUUGUAAUAUGUUAAUAUGUAGGGAGGAUAUAUUUGUAAUGUGUAAGCUUUUUGGGGGGGGGGGGAUGUUUCUUAUUUCGACAAUAAAAAACCAAACGGA
Syngnathus typhle (broad-nosed pipefish) is the source of this 4248-nucleotide messenger RNA. RefSeq names its product angiotensin I converting enzyme (peptidyl-dipeptidase A) 1 (gene ace). Gene Ontology annotation, cellular component: plasma membrane. Gene Ontology annotation, biological process: proteolysis. Gene Ontology annotation, molecular function: peptidyl-dipeptidase activity; metallopeptidase activity. The record is from RefSeq and is a predicted model, not a curated record. The coding region runs from base 156 to 3998 and encodes 1280 amino acids. The transcript has 25 exons. Lineage: Eukaryota; Metazoa; Chordata; Actinopteri; Syngnathiformes; Syngnathidae.